Penicillium antarcticum is the source of this 1563-nucleotide messenger RNA. RefSeq lists its product as uncharacterized. Gene Ontology annotation, biological process: transmembrane transport. NCBI's taxonomy places the organism in Eukaryota, Fungi, Ascomycota, Eurotiomycetes, Eurotiales, Aspergillaceae. The transcript is spliced from 2 exons. The record is from RefSeq and is a predicted model, not a curated record. The coding region runs from base 1 to 1563 and encodes 520 amino acids. Gene Ontology annotation, molecular function: transmembrane transporter activity.
AUGGCAACAGGGCCAGUGCGAGAGCAGCUGGAGACUGAAGAUGUUCUCGUAUAUCCCACCGGGUUCAAGCGAGGGCUCGUUCUCUUCUCAAUUCUCCUCUGCGUCGUCUUUGUCGGCCUCGACAUGACCAUCGUCGCGGUGGCCGUCCCUAGCCUCUCCAACCAGUUCAAGCAGCUAAACGACAUUGGAUGGUAUUCAGCAUCCUACCAGCUGAUCGCCAGCAGUUUCAUCUUCUUCUUCGCCCGGCUGUACACGGUCUUCCCCAUGAAAUCCAUCUUCCUAGUCUCUAUAUUCCUAUUUGAGCUCGGCUCGCUCCUCUGCACCGUCGCCCCGACCAGUGCGACGUUCAUCCUUGGCCGCGCCAUCGCAGGCUUAGGCAGUAGCGGUGUCCAGACAGGCAGCAUUGUGCUGCUGACCAGUCAACUGCCUGUGCAUAAGCGGCCAUUCUGGACCGGGAUCGUAGGCGCAGGCUCCAACAUAGCCAUGGUGAUUGCUCCCCUUAUCGGUGGCGUGCUAAUCGACGCCUUCUCCUGGAGGGCUUGUUUCGGAAUCAACUUGCCCAUCGGGGCUAUUGCAAGCGGGUUCAUCGCAUACGGGUUCCAAAUGCCGGCGAACCCCCCUCACGAAGCCGGGUUGCCCGUGGUGGAAAUGUGCCAGCGGCUCGACAUUGCGGGGACGCUGGUAUUCGUACCUGCCAUUGUCUGCCUACUAAUCGGGCUACAAUGGGGCGGCCUCAAAUACGGCUGGACCGAUGCGCGGAUUAUCGUGCUGCUGGUGGUCUUUCCCGUGUUCAUCGGCGUCUUUGCGGUUAUGCAGUGCCGUAAGAAGGAAGAUGCGACCCUUCCCCCGCGCAUUAUGACGCAGCGCAGUGUCCUGGCUGGCGCUUGGUUUAAUGCUUGCAGCAAUGGUAUCCUCGCCGUUACUGAGUACUAUAUGUCGAUCUACUUCCAGGGGGUGCGCGGGUUUAGUGCUACGAAAUCUGGCGCUAUGGGCUUGCCGCUCUUUGCGGGUAUGGCUGUGACAGUCCUCACGGCCGGUGUAGGGACCACAUGGAUGGGGUAUUAUUACCCUUUUAUGCUUAUUAGCUCAGUCCUCAUGCCUAUCGCCUCCGGGCUGCUUAUCACAAUCGAAUACAAUGACGCCCUGGUCAAAAUCAUCCUACUCCUGACCUUUCUCGGCGCCGGCGUGGGGCUGGGACUUCAAGCGCCAGUGUUCGCCGUGCAGACCGUUCUCCCAGACAAGGACAUCGCCACCGGGGUUGCAAUCACCGGGUUCACGGGGCUUCUCGCAUCUGCGCUUUUUGUUUCGGUUUCUGCUGUGCUGUUUCAGAGCCGAUUGGCCAUCGAAGUGGAGCGCCAUUCGCCGGGGACUGACCGGAACAUUUUUGACCACGGAGGCCUGGUGGAUGUGAGGGAGCAGAUUGGAUCUGCUAGACUCGGUGCUGUGCUUUCUGGAUAUGACGAGGCGGUGAUUCAGACGCUUUAUAUUCCUGUUGCGUUGGCUUCGUUAUCGAUUUUGGCGAGUGUGGCAAUGGAGAGGAGGAGUGUUAAGACGACUCAGUGA